AUGCAUCAGCAUGUGCUGGCGACAGCAUUCGCUGAUGCAGCCGCCAAGUGGCGUGUGGCCCGGCCGGCCGUGGACGCUGUCUGCGACACGCAACCAUGCGGCGGCACAACUAAGCACAACUCUCACUGCGCGCGCCGCGUGUGGUUGUCGCUACCUCGCCAGCCCACUUUACCCGUUAAUUCACCGAGUCAGACCCAGCCCCAGACUCAGAUACACAAUUCAGUGUUCUGA
This is a messenger RNA of Parnassius apollo (apollo), 231 nucleotides long. The record is from the annotation of a GenBank genome assembly. Lineage: Eukaryota; Metazoa; Arthropoda; Insecta; Lepidoptera; Papilionidae.